GGUACUCUGAAAGGAUAUUGCACAGGGAUUUUGUGCGUACGACCAUACGUCGGAUAUCACCAUGAUCGACAGGACUUUGUUUUCGUCCACGAUGUAUCCGCUCAAUGUUCUCUCGUUCCUUUAUCAACCAGCAACGAAAAGUUCUGGCAAAGUCCACCUCUAUAUUCAGGCGUAUAUACAGGACUGAUGACUCUACGCCGGUCAAUCAACCACCACCACCUUGUCGCCAGAUAAUACACAAGGUGGAUGCAUCUCUCACAAGUUCAGAAGAUUCUGCAGCCUUCUCCGUGUUGUGCUAUAAUAUCCUAUGCCCGCAAUAUGCCUCAGCGGCGAUUUACCCUUACACGCCUCCUCAGGCUCUGGAAUGGAACUAUAGGAGGGAUCGCAUCAUGAAUGAGAUAUGUCUCUAUUCAUGUGAUUUCGUCUGCAUGCAGGAAGUCGAUCGGGACAUAUACGACGAAUGGUUGAGGGGGACGAUGAAGCAAGAGGGAUACGAGAGCGUGUAUUGUCCUGCAUGGGUCAAGAGUCUACCACGGAACAAUGGCAAGAGAGAAAAGAGGGACGGCUGUGCUGUGUUUUGGAAGGCAGAGAGAUACGGACUAGUCGAGGAUCAGUUCAUCGAGUUUUCGAAUCUCGCCAAAAACCGCCAGGACUUCAAGUCCUGUAAGGCUGUCUCCAAACGUUUAUUGCAACGAGGAAACAUCGGCAUCAUCUGUCUCUUCAAGUGUCUUUCUACCCGGAAACAGUUGUUGUUAACCAACACACACAUCUAUUGGGACCCAGAAUUUUGCGAUGUCAAACUCGUACAGGUUGGCAUGUUACUUAGAGAAAUGGAGAAAGUUGCAGAUCGCGUUCGAAGCGAAAUGGCUCAAGUACAGCCCGCUGGGCCACCGGAGCUACCUAUCGUCUUGUGUGGAGACUUCAACUCUCUACCAUCCUCGGGCGUCUAUGAUUUUUUGUCAACAGGAACCAUCCCGAAAAAUCAUCCGGAUUUUAAACAUUUUCAGUACGGACGGUUCACGAAGCACGGCAUGAGACAUGGAUUGGGACUGAGAAGCGCCUAUGCUGCGAGAGUUGGUCAGUCGGACGAGGGUGAAGUGCUCCCAUGGACGAAUUACACCGCUCACUUCAAGGGUGUUCUCGACUACAUUUGGUACUCGAAGGAUACACUCGAAUCGAAGUCUAUCCUUGGGAAAAUCGACGAAGUUUACUUGGAAGCGGAGAAAGUGACGGGCUUUCCCCACACCCAUUUUCCGAGCGACCAUAUCCCCAUCAUGACUGAGUUUGCGUGGAGAGGUUCUACGAAGGCAAGUAUGUAGGAGGUCAUCGCACCUGGAUUACAGCUGGAUUACAAUUAUGCGUACAAGUUCACAUCUACGAGGAAGCGAUAAGUAUAAGUAGGCUGUGGUGGGUAUAUGUAUAAGUAUCAGUGCGAGCGAGAUGAAUAGGACAUAAAACCCUUCAGCCCAGUUCACAUCAAUUCCAUCAAAACCUGGAGUGCCUUUUCUGGGUCUGCCCAAUGAACCUGGAAACGGUGAACAGUGAAAACCAGGCGUGGACGUGGACAGGAAGGGAACGAACGAAAUGAUUGAUUCCCGGUACCAACUUACCAGCAAUCCCCAAGGCACCCGUUUUCUCGCCGCAUAUACACGAUCUUCUCAUAUGAGGAAAGAUUGUCGCUA
Marasmius oreades (fairy-ring Marasmius) is the source of this 1682-nucleotide messenger RNA. RefSeq lists its product as uncharacterized. Gene Ontology annotation, biological process: nuclear-transcribed mRNA poly(A) tail shortening. The record is from RefSeq and is a predicted model, not a curated record. Gene Ontology annotation, cellular component: CCR4-NOT complex; cytoplasm; nucleus. Lineage: Eukaryota; Fungi; Basidiomycota; Agaricomycetes; Agaricales; Marasmiaceae. The coding region runs from base 105 to 1319 and encodes 404 amino acids. Gene Ontology annotation, molecular function: poly(A)-specific ribonuclease activity. The transcript has 5 exons.